Hypomesus transpacificus is the source of this 2220-nucleotide messenger RNA. RefSeq names its product tetratricopeptide repeat domain 22 (gene ttc22). The coding region runs from base 85 to 1791 and encodes 568 amino acids. The transcript is spliced from 7 exons. The record is from RefSeq and is a predicted model, not a curated record. NCBI's taxonomy places the organism in Eukaryota, Metazoa, Chordata, Actinopteri, Osmeriformes, Osmeridae. Gene Ontology annotation, molecular function: protein binding.
GGCACCUGGGAGACAGCAACCAGUCGACUGUCAGCUUCUAUAGAGCAGUCAGUGGACUACACUGGCUUCUAAGUGGAAGAGGCUAUGGAGGAGGCCAACACAGAGGAGGACAUUGAGGCGCUCAUCGACGGCAUGGACUACAUCCCGGGUCACUUCCACCUGGACCUCAACCUCAACUGUGAACCUCAGGGCCCGGGGGAGCUGAGACGCAGGGACACCCACCUGAGGCAGGACAGCCUGUGGGCCGAACUGGAGGCCGAGGCCGGAUCUUUGCAGUACGCCGUCCGCAACCUCCUGGGUCUCCUGGCCUUCCACCUGGACCAUCUGGAGCAGGCUGAGGAGUCCUUUAGGAGCAUCUGCCGGGAGGACCCUGGAAACCUCAAUGCCUGGGCCAACCUGGGAUACGUCUACGACCGCCUGAAGAGGGAGCUGGAUGCCGGGGAGUGUGUGGAGAAGGUGUCCCAGCUGAUGGGCUUGGAGGCUGGGGAGGCCGGCCAAGCGGAGUCCAGGCUUCUGGCGGCCCGGUGUCUGGCAGAGCAGGCUUAUGCUCACCCCUAUGAUGUGGAGUUGGACAAAGAAGAGGACCUGAGAGAGAGACUGACUGCUGCGCUGACAUUGUACAACCGAGCCCUACACUACGGAGGGCAGCUGAUACCGACAGAAGAAAAAAGAGGCUGGUAUUUCAAGAUGGCGACGAUUUACAUAAGACUUGAUGAUAUAGUAAAGGACAAAGAGGAUUUCAAGUGUGCCAGACUGUCUUACUACAACAAGGGCUUGAAGCUGCUUGCAGAGACCUUGAAUUCCGAAAACACACAACAUAAAGCUCUUGCCUGGUGUUACGUUGGCAUCCUGCUGGAGAAGAAGGACUUGUUCACCACUGUCCCCAUGUCUGUGCAUGACUGUGGCUUCUCUGGCUCAGAUCCCCUGUCCUGCUAUGGAACGGCUAUAAAACUAGCCAAGGAUGAUGCAUUCAUCUUGAACCGCUUGGCCAAGGUGUUCGUCCUACUGGGUAAACACGAAAUGGCCACAGGGAUCUGCAACAUGGCGCUAAACGUGUUGCCUGACGCCGAACUCAACUGGCAGGCCUACUGCACACGUGCAAAGAUCAACGUGACGGCUUACAUGAGGGAUCUGGAGAGAGCCAAGCAGGACCAGGCUGGGAUACCUGACAGACACAAUCUGACGGCGGCUAAGGCAGACCUGGAGAAGGUGCUGGUCGUCAGGCCCUGCCUACGCACACACCUGGAGAUGGGACAGGUGUAUUACUACAUGGGCGUGGAUGCCGUCCAGGAGAGUCUGCUGGUGGACGAGGGGGCUUUGAACAACGCCCUGGUGAGUCUCUCCCAGGCCCUGCAGUGCGACCUGGGCGACAGCCUGCCCGACCUCCACCUCCUCAGGGGGCGCUGCCUCCUCCUGAAGGGCGAGGAGCAGAACGCAGCCGACUGCUUCAAGAGGGCCCUUGAUCUGGAGCGUCCGGGCAGUGGGGACACGUCUGCUCUGCGCUGUCUCCUGGAGGCCCUCCUGGCCCUGUUUGCCCAGAGUGGCCCCGACCCCGGCCCCGCCAUCAGCCAGCUGGAGGUGUGGGUGCGGCGAGCCGAGGAGAGGUACGCGGAGGACGCGGUGGAGGCCGAGCUGAGGUAUCUCUGUCGGACGCACACGGCCGAGGUCACAGAACUCUCCAGGGCUCUCAUCAGGGGAGGAAGGCUUGACCUUGUCAAAAGGCUGCUCAAUAGUGUGCAGCCCAACCGCACUGCCAGUAAGAAAGUAUUGGCAAGGUCUAUGUCUAUUUGAAGAGGGAUUCAAUCUUUCACCAAGAAUGGAAAAUAAUCAGUUUCUCCUCAGAUGAAUUGCAAUAAAUAUGUUGGCCAUUACAAUGUUCCCUAGGAGUUUUUUCAUUUUCUAUAAAAGAGAAGAAAUUGUUUGUUUCUUUGUAGCUAUUCGGAUAUAGGUAUCUUCUUAUUAUUCGGAUAUCUUCUUAGCAUGACCCACUGCAGUAACUAAGAACCCAGAAGAACUAGAUCUAGACAGGCAGCUAUACACCAAUGUAUUACACUGAAUAAAGAAAACAAGAAAGUAGAUUAAUGUUCAAUUUCAGCACAAUGCAUGUAUGUAAAAACAAAUAAGAGGUUUUAAUUUACACUGUGCACAGAUCGAGUUGAUUUAUACCAGUUAUGGAGAUUUCAUAUGUUGACGAUAAAAUAAAAGUUUAAUUAUACUAUA